GAGACAAAAAAAAAAAAAAACGCUGUGAUUUCGCAACUUCUUUUUUUUUCUCGUACUCCGUUUCCGUUGCCGUUGGAAGAACAAUUUUAGAUCUGAUUUGUCGGCGACGAUGGAGAACAACGGCAGCCUUAUAUCGAGGGAGAAGAUCGAUCAGAUGGCCACCUGGGUUGGGUCCACCGUCUCUUCCGCUUUCUUCUCUUCCUUGGAACGCUUCUCUUGCGUCAACGUCGCCACCUCUGACCCCGACAACGACGACGACGACGACGAUUACUCCACCACCCCCACCCCCACCACGACCACCACCACCACCACAACCACAACCACCACCAAUCCCCCGGCCGUUCAGGUCACUGGUCAUAACACAAACGACGUCGCCAACCUCCCCGUUUGAAACAAUACGACGUCGUUGCUGCGCUGUAUAGUCAUUUUUCCUUGUCUUCCUUUUUAUGUACAAUAAGUAAGGGAUACCGAUUUCAAUUUCUACACUGUGAUUAACAUGUGAUGCCAUUUUGUGCCUAUUUUAAAUACAUAUGCUUAU
Gastrolobium bilobum is the source of this 538-nucleotide messenger RNA. RefSeq lists its product as uncharacterized. The transcript has a single exon. Bases 110 to 391 code for a protein of 93 amino acids. The record is from RefSeq and is a predicted model, not a curated record. Lineage: Eukaryota; Viridiplantae; Streptophyta; Magnoliopsida; Fabales; Fabaceae.